CUCGAGAAGACACGCGAUGAUGCCUCUCCACUGAGAGGGGAGCCGGGAGGGGGCUGGCCUCAGGGCCACCCUCUUCCGCUCCCCGAAUGGGAAUGGGACCCCGGAUGGGGCCCCUCUAGCCCGACGGCGGGACGCCCCGAUGAGGGGCGCCCCGGACGCGGGCGGGGGCGGGGGUCGGGUCGGCCGGCCGUGCGCGUCGCCACCGUGGAGGCCUACGAGGAGCUCGCGUCGCAGGUGGAGCACACCACACAACAACUGCUCCGCGACCACCACUACAACACCGUGGGCAACUUCCUCAGGUUCCACUCAGCGUACGAGGAGCGCGCGGGGCUCGGCGACCAUGACGUGGGUCGCCUGUACCGCGAGUACCAGCCGCCCAUCACCGACGAGCACCACACCUGCGUCGGGCUGGGGCUGACCCUGAUGCGCCAGCUCGCCAGCCUGCGCGUCCCCGUGCCCUCCGCGGGGGUGGCGGCUGGCGCAGCGGCGGCGGCAGCGGCGGCGGAGGCGAGUCUUCGCGACGCCCUGCACCUCGUGUCCUGCGAGGAGGCCAUCGAGAACCCGGCCGUGUACUUGAACGAGGAGCCCAGCCCGCAGACGUCGGAGAAGGAACACGUCCUGGUGGCCGCGCGACUGGACAUCGGCGGCCGCCGAGGCCUGCUGCUGCUGGACCCCGGCUACCACGUGGCCAGAGUGGUGACAGUCAUGGCGGACGGACUGUACCCUCACACCGGUUGGUUCACGCAGGCGGACGAGCCCGACGUGCGGCGCGAGUACAUGUACACGCUGUCGCCCGACGAGAAGUACGUGCUGUGGACCGUGCGCGAGACGCGCGGCGAACGCCAGAGCCUGUCCGUCAACCUGGUGUACAUCGAGAGGGCCUACUUGUCGGCCGUGGACGUGACGGAGCGCAGGAACAUCGUGUACAACUUCCGCACGCUCCUGGCCAGGAACACCAAGGGCCAGCUCACGGCAGGCGUGUACUUCCCCCUGGCGAUCGUCUCCGCCGAGGGCGGCCCGGCCUGCACCAUUUUCUACACCGAGGGCACUGCGGCCGGCAGCCGGAAACGAAGGGUGAAGAUCCCCUUCCAGAGUCUGCUCGACCCUGCCCAGGAACUCGGCGAGGAGCAAGACCUGGCGCUGGCGCUGUGCAGCCAACAGCUCGGCCUGCACGACGACGGCCUGGAGGAGCUCCUCACCAAAGUGGCCUCGGUGAUGGCCGACACGGCCUUCAUGCAGCAGGUCCUGGACAUCAACAGCAGCAUUGAGGAAAUGUCUGAAGACAACUAAGGAGAGUUGUUUAGAAAGAUCUGAGGGUUAUUAUUUUUUUUAUUUGUAUGGUUGGGAACUAUUUUACUUGGUGUGGUAGAAAAUAUAUUCAGUUGAGCACAGAGGAGAUACUCUUAAUUUCAAGCAUUGGUUCUAUUAAUUUACAGCCUCAAAUGUAGUUUGUUAACUUAUCAAGAUUAAACUGAGCAGCUUCCAUUUGAAAUUGAUGUUCUUUGAUUGUUUGUGAGCUUUCUAUUGUUUUUUCUCAUGUUAUUGGGUCAUAUACAUUAUGUUGAAUAAUGAUUAAAAAAGGCAACAACAUAUAA
This is a messenger RNA of Thrips palmi, 1595 nucleotides long. RefSeq lists its product as uncharacterized. The record is from RefSeq and is a predicted model, not a curated record. Lineage: Eukaryota; Metazoa; Arthropoda; Insecta; Thysanoptera; Thripidae. The annotation marks the transcript as partial. The transcript has 4 exons.